UUUGAAAUCAUUUUGUGCAUCAACAAAGGUAAUGUUGAUUACUUGACUUGAUUAACAUUUGUUCUGAUCAAAAGGUUUAGUUGGUUGUGAUUGAUAACCAGGAUCUUACCUUUUCAGGAUAGGAAGUCAGGGACGUCUGAACGGAUUACUCGAGCACUACAGAGAGCAUGGUAUUUCGCCUAAGGAGAAAAAAUCUGGUGGUCGAAAAAACAAUAAGAACUCGUUUACCUUCGAAGAUGCCAAAAGUUGCUCGGUUUCUGACGAAUUAUGCUACCGAACAUGCGUUGAUUCUGCCUGGUCGAGUUCCAGGGUUCAAGCGAGAUGACAUGCAACUCCUACCAUCGUCACACACAAAGAUUUCUGUGUACAAUUGCUACAGAAAAUCUCUUGAGGAAACAGAAUGCCGGAGUAUGGGAUCUAGCAGUUUUUUUGACGUCUGGAAGCAGCUCUGUCCUUUCAUCAUAGUGUGCAAGCCCAUGACUGAUCUUUGCUGGACAUGCCAGAACAAUAACAGUCUUAUCUUCAAGAGUGCCAACAUGAACGAGGGAGAUAAAUGCGAGCACAUCCGACUUCAGGAGAAGCAUCUGCAGAUCGUGCAUUGUGAAAGGUCCCUGUAUAACAACAUGAUCCAUGAGGCUAAAAAGGCUUGUAAAGACAAUGACAUUCUGGAACUGGCACCAAAUGCUCCCUGCAGUCGCAACAUCAGAAUGCACUACUCAUUCGAUUAUGCCCAGCAAGUUCACCUGCCGAGUAACCCCUUACAGCCUGGCCCCAUUUAUUUCCUAGUCCCUAGGAGGUAUGGCCUAUUUGGGGUCUGCUGUGAGGGGCUUCCUCGACAGGUGAACUUUCUGAUUGAUGAAGCUCAUCUGAUCAGCAAAGGCUCAAAUGCAGUGAUCUCUUUCCUGCACUACUUCUUCAGCAAUUAUGGCAUUGGAGAAUCAGACCUUGAUCUCCACUGCGAUAAUUGCUCAGGACAAAACAAAAAUCGUUACGUCCUAUGGUAUUUUGCAUGGAGAGUGGCAACAGGCUUGCACAAGUCCGUUACCCUCAACUUCCUAAUUGCCGGGCACACUAAAUUUGCGCCUGACUGGUGUUUUGGGCUUUUGAAAAGAGCAUUUAAGCGACAUGUGGUGCCAUCGCAGAGUGUGCUUGCUGAUGUUGUGAAUGGCAGUUCCUCAGUCAACAUUGCCCAGGUGGUUGGAAGGGAGAAUGGUGCUUCUGAAGUCCCUGUGAGCAAUUGGCAGAACUUCUUCAAUGGUGCUUGCAAACCAGUCCCUGGAAUCAAGAAGUAUCAGCAUUUUAGGUUUGACGCGGACUACCCAGGCAUGGUCUUUGUGAAAACUGAAACGGACAGCGAGGAGUUCGAGUUCUCCAUUCUCCUCCCAGGAAUGGACUUUCCCCAGGGACAGCCAGAGGGGAUCGAUCCACUUGGUCUUCCUCUUCAGAGGCGACAAUAUCUCUACAAAAGCGUCCGUCAGUUUGUAGAUGAUCCGUACAAAGAUGUUGUAUGUCCAAGGCCCGACGUGAUUGCUGCAGAUGAUUCAGAUGCAGAAGGUGCAGAGAUUGGAAAUGUGAAUGUUAGACUUGAAGUUGUUGAACAGUUAGGGGAACAGGAUGUUGUGAAUGGAAGGGGUCGUGGCAAUGGCAGACGGGGUCGUGGAGCCGGGCGAGGUCAUGGUGGUGGGCGUGGCCGGGGUGGUGGGCGUGGCCGUGGGCGUGGUGGUGGGCGUGGCCGGGAGAGGAGCCGCAGUCCUCACAAGAGAAUAGGAUUAUCAAUUAUGUGA
This is a messenger RNA of Lineus longissimus, 1784 nucleotides long. RefSeq lists its product as uncharacterized. The coding region runs from base 168 to 1784 and encodes 538 amino acids. The transcript has 3 exons. NCBI's taxonomy places the organism in Eukaryota, Metazoa, Nemertea, Pilidiophora, Heteronemertea, Lineidae. The record is from RefSeq and is a predicted model, not a curated record.